AUGAAUAUACAAAUAGAUGAUGUACAAGUUAAUUCAAUUGUAGAACAAUUGGAGUAUUAUUUCUCUGAUUCCAAUCUUUUAAAAGAUAAAUAUAUGAACAAGCAGGUUCAUCAUUCGAAUGAUGGUUGGAUAGGAAUAGAUAUUUUGUUAACUUUUAACAAGUUACAUUUAAUGCUUGAAAAGGUGUUGAACGAACAUAUCAAAGCAAAGCAAAAUGACAUCUCUGUAAAAGAUGUUUUAAUUACCAUUCUUUUACACAAUAGAUUUAAAGAGAGUCAAUUGUUAGUUGCCAAUGAUGAAGCAAACGAAAUCAAAAGAAGACACCCAUUUAUUGCAUCAGAUGAUUUGAUAAGAACAGUCGAUGAGAAAACUAUAUAUAUUGAACCUGUACCCGAAAAUAUGACAAAUGAAGAGUUGAUAGCUUUGUUUUCAGAGUUGGGAAGUAUUGAAAAUGUAUCAAUACCUAGAUUCCCUGAUAAAAGAGCUAAGGGAUUUGCAUUCAUAGAGUUUAAAGAGAAGGAGAAUGCUAUAAAUGCAAUCACAUCUAUAAGAUCAAACAAAGAAAAAUACAAAUUAAGAACAUUAUCAAAGAUCGAUUGGUUAAAUAAAAAGAAACAAAUUGUAGAUGCUUAUCAACAUCAACAUCACGAACAACACCAUGAAGUUGUUGAUCAGGGUGGAUAUCAUUAUAAUAAUAAUAGGAGAAAUAAUGAUAAUUUUAAGAAUAGUAAUAAUAAUAAUAAUAGUGGAGAAAAUAAUAAUGAGAGUAUUGGUAAAAGAAUAUUAAAGAUUGAUAAUAUACCUUUGACUACCAAUAAACCAUUCUUAUGGAAACAACUAGAUCAAUUCUUUCAUACGGUAUUCUUGGACUAUCAUCUGGGUGGUGGAUAUGCAGUUUUACGAUUCAAGUCGAUGCAAGAAAGAGAUUCGGCACAGGAGAUGGUAAAGAGUGGCAAGGUUAUUAUUGAUGAACAAGUGGUGACAACAUCACUGCUUACCGAUCAUGAAUUCAAAACACACAUGAACAAAUCAAGUAGAUAUCAACAUCAGAAACAACAAGAACACGACAAUGAAGUGAGAAUGCAACAAUACGAAGAGGAUCAACGUAAAUUGAAAAGUCAGAAGAAUAAAGAAAAGAAGAAACGCAAGAAAGAGAAGCAAAAGAAUAAAAUACAACAAAAUAAUAAUAAUAAUAAUGAUAACACAACAGAUAAUAAGAAGGAUAACAGUAUUGUAAACUUUGAUAGUGAUAAUGAAGAUGAAGAAAUGACUGACUGUACAACCAAAGACAAUAGUAAUAAUCAUAAAAGAUCAUUUACAGAGACUUUGGACGAGAAAGAUAUUGUCUCAAAUGAUAUAAAUAAAAGUCAAAGAAUAUAA
Molecule: messenger RNA, 1380 nt
Organism: Heterostelium album PN500
Lineage: Eukaryota; Evosea; Eumycetozoa; Acytosteliales; Acytosteliaceae
Exons: 4
Coding region: 1-1380 (459 amino acids)
Biological process (GO): RNA processing
Cellular component (GO): nucleus
Molecular function (GO): mRNA binding
Source: RefSeq, a predicted model, not a curated record